This is a messenger RNA of Durusdinium trenchii, 4576 nucleotides long. NCBI's taxonomy places the organism in Eukaryota, Dinophyceae, Suessiales, Symbiodiniaceae. The record is from the annotation of a GenBank genome assembly.
GUAAGCCGUGCAAGCUUGUGUCCUUAAUUCGGUGCUUAAUUCGUCUCAUGGCGCGCCGCCGUUCCAUCAGCUUUCUACCAGUGCUGGCGCUGGCACUGGCUUUGCUGCAUACCGCCAAUGUCCCGCCACCUGAGGUGCUUCUGGGACAACGUUGUGUCAACAACUUGGAAACCUGGAGACGUUGCGGUGAUGUGGCCAUGGUGCGCGGAGGACUCCGGACCCUCAGUCAAAGAGGUCUCAUCUACUUGCUUUGCUUGAGAUAUCCGACGGACGGUCAAGUGGGUCGCAGCCCCUACUACAAGAUCGGCGGCACCCGCGACAUGGGGCAACGCUUGCAAGCCUACGUGACCUCCCAGCCCUUUGCACCCGAGGUCAUCAAGACCGUGGUGGUGCCGGACUGGCGGACAGCGGAAGCGCAGAUCCUGAAGGCCUUCCCCAAACCGGACGAUCUGGAUGGUGGAAAAGAGUGGCGCAGAUUCUCUCCGCAGGAAGUGCAGAAGGUAGUGGCUGAAAUGGACGCCUUUUCCUCCCUUUGGGAACUUCUCCCUGAAGAAGCUGUUUCUUUGCAUGCAGCCCAGAAGCUCCUGAAUACGGAGAUGCGUGUUGCGUCUUCAACUCCCUACAACUUCUACGACUUGAUCCCCAAUGACUUGGAGUCAAUCCACCAGUACGCCGCCCACGCGGUAUUGCACCAGUUCAGCCAACAAGAACAGCCUCGAGCAGCGGUCAUCAUGCCAGAACAUACCGGCUUGACGAAGGUGGGAAUCGAAGUGGUGAAGGCCAUGCUUCGCAGGGAUGACAAGAUUCAACGUGUGUUGGUGGUGAUGGACCACCUUCAGCUUGCAGGUGGGCUGGACCAAUGGUCCGAGCUCCGAGAUGUUCUUGGUGUAAACCCAAUUUGCGUUGUCGAUCGACAUCGGUCAGGUAGAGUAUAUGCAGCCGACUGGGCAAUAUCUGCAGGCCUGGAAAUAGCAGGUCGGCAAGUGCAGAUCAUAGACUCGUUGAACAGCGAUCAGCGCCAGGUGUUUCUUCUCCCUUUCACACGAUACAGUCGAUUAAAGUCUGCCCUGGAUCAGGUCAAGAACGUGAGCAAAAAGACAUUUGACUUAGUCAUUUGGGAAUCCAGUCUAAGCACAACAAUGGCUUGGUCUAGGUCUCGCGGUGGAUCCAAGUUAGAGAAGAAACCUUUCCAGGAGUGGUUUGAUGAUGACUGUAUUUCAGCGCGACACAGGCUGUUCCUUUCAAGCAGCACAGUUUCCUUUCGGUUCGCUCAAUUCACAGGUCUUUUCGAGAUUGCUGCAAUGCAACCAUUUGUGGCCAAAUAUGGAGCAAUAGCAUUUCAUUUGCCAAGAUCGGCAGCAGUGCAGAGGGGCCUCCUGCGACCAAUCAAGGUCUUGCACUCGUCUUCGUUGAGUCUGAAUUGUGUGAACCACAAUGAGUUCAAAUCACAGGCCGAAGCAGUUCAGCUAUUUAUGUCACAGUAUACACCAAACCGGGUGUAUGCGUUUGUGGCAAAACGGCUUGCUGCAGAGAAGCUGCAAGCUGAAUUCGAUGCCAUGUCACCCAAUGAAAGCAGACUCAAGUACGUUAGCAUUCUGUCGAACAUGAGUAUUGAGGAGCGUGUUGAUCGCUGCUCACAAAUCUUUGCUGCGGAGGAACCUGGUGUGGUGAUCAGUGUAAAAGUCAUUCUCAGAAACAGAAGCUCUCUUCCAGCAGAUGCAGCUUUGUGGUCAGCGUCCAAGACUAGCAGCAUUGACUGUGGUUAUAUGCUCGGCCUUCUCAGCAAGCCAUUUCCUGGAAGUCUUGGCCAGGGAGUGGUUUUGACUGUGGGAGAUAGUGCAGAGGAUACAACUCAAAGAUCUCAAAGUACAUUUGUGAUAGUCAUGGCAACGUUGGCAGCAGACGACCCAUUCAUAAUCAACAGCCUGAAGAAGUUGGUCGUGCUUUGUGUGGCACAAGGGAGAGACCUUCCACUGGAAGAAUGGCCCAACGAACUACAAGCCUUGAUGGAGUGCGACUGCACGAUGCCUCGACAAGUGCUUGCACAAGUGUAUGAGCUCGCUAGCCUUUCCCUGCCAGAUCAUGAUGCGCAAGAUUGGAACUUCAAAGCAGAGCUCUUGUCAGCUGUCCGAGUCCGGGAUGGUGAUGUGGACCUGUCGUUGAGCCACAAAGAGGCGGGCGUGGCUUUGGGUCUUUGGCUCCAAGAGCAGCGGAGCGCGGCACAGGAAGGACGCUUGGAGGUCCAGCGCUUCGAGCGUCUGGUGGAUCUCGGGGUGCGCUUCGAUGAGGGGCGGAAGACAAAGGAGACAAAGACUGAGCUUGAAUGGCAAAAGCGCUACAGGCAGCUGCUUGGCUUCCGGCUCCGUGAGGGCGACUCUGACGUGGAAGGCCUCAGCAGCUGGGUGAAGCUCCAGCGGAGGCGCUGCAAAGCCGAGAAGCUGCCGAAAAGCCAGAAGACUUUACUGGAGCAGCUCGGCCUGGACAUGGCCAUGAAGACUCGAAAGGAGGAAUCACAGAAAAAGAUCUCGGCAUUGAAGGCUUUCGUGCAAAGAGAAGGACACGCUGAUGUACCUUCCUCUCACGAAGAAGGCGAUGUGAAGCUGGGCAGCUGGAUCUCCCACGUCCGCUCGCGCUACAAAGCAAACCUCCUGGAUAAGGAUUUGGCACAACAGCUGAGAGAACUGGGCCUCUCUUUGGAGAUGAAGAGUCUCCAGUGGAAUGAUUACAUCUCGGCGCUGGACACCUAUGCGGACCGUGAAGGUCACGUGGACGUCCCAUUGGAUCACGUCGAGGGGAACUUGGCCCUGGGAAGAUGGCUGGAGAGUCAGCGAAGUCGUUCGCUCCAUGGAGGUCACCUGUUGUUUCCCAUGUUCGUUGACAGACAGUGCGUUGGGUGAGAACCAACUGCAAACACUGCAAACAAUUAAAGUGUGUUCCAUUUCGUUCCAUUUGGAGGUUUAGCACUUUUGUUAGGGAAGUGAGGUCUUCAUGGAGUAUACUACAGUGAAUGGGGGUUGAGUAGAUACUGAGGAUUGGAUUGCAGAUGCUUGCAGUCUUGUGGCAUGUAGGCACAGGGUCGAGCAACCCUCGCCAGGAUUGGAUCCUAAAGCAAAGGCUGAACUGGAGAAGAGAGGGGUGAACAUGGAUUCGGUAGCGGCAUGUUGGUUCUGGAACUAUCGACUUCUGGAGCGCUUCGUGAAGACAGAAGGCUGCUAGUCAUGGGUUUGGAGGUCAGGUAUUUCAGACCACAAAAUGUUCGAAGGACCUGUGCAUAGGAAGAGUGGAUGAACAAAUGCGUUGGCAAGUUACAAAGGCAACAAUGGAGGACAAAGAAGGCCCAAGCUCCCUUCAAGCAGCCAAGAAGAUGCGAUAAACACCUGAAGAGCUUGCAGCAUCAGAGUUGUCUUCAAGUCGUCAAUUCUGUGACUACAGUUCCCACCUGCUUUUGGGCACGGGAAGGUUGGGGUCAUCGUAAGGAUCUUAUAAAAUUACUGUGCCACAAGUCCUUGUCCCCUUGCGUCCCUGAUCAUCAACCUUUUUUCCGAAGUUCCAGACCCUCGCCCAUCCAAACCUGCUACAUAGGGCGAUGUGCAGGUGUGCAACGAUGUUUCUGGUUCUGGUUUCUUGCGCCCUUUAACUGAGGUCACACGCAAGUGCCGGAAAAUGACGACCUUAAAAGCGCCUUGCUGACAGCGAGCAAAACACCUGAACAUAUGCGCAGAGGAUCAUCCAAUGCAUGGAAGAACAUUCACCUAUUCGGAAUUCGUGCUUUCCUCAAUUCAAAAGAUCAUUUCAAGGUCAAUGACACUCUCCAUCAUACUAAGACAUUCUGUGUGGUGCCACUGGACAUAGAAUAUAAGAGCUUUUUUUGUGAACGACAACAGGUUCCACUGUUGGCAUUGAUGGUUGAGAUUGACCAAGAGCCACCAUGUGUUCACAAUAUGGCGAACCAUCAUGGCUUUGUUCAAAACGAUGAGGCAUCCCGUGACAAUUUUUGGAAACAACAGGCGCUGUAAAUGGUAAUUUGCUGUAACUUACUAUUUAGCUGAAGGGCAAUAAGAAUAACUGAAUUAAGGAUACCUUAUUGUGUCUCAGGCAGUGCUUUUGGACAUCCUCAAAAUCAUCCCAUGCCAAGCUGCCUUGAAAGCCAAGGGUGGAUAUACACCCAGCAGUUGAAGUUCCGGGACGGCAAGUUGUCACUAGACAAGAUCCAUGCCCUCCAAAAGCUUGGGGUCGAGCUGGAAGAGAAGCUGCCAAUAGGUGGUGAGAAUGCAAAGGAAAGUGCCGAGAAGAUCAAGAAGGAGCAGAAGCUGAGCAAGGUUAACAAGAAAGCAAAGAAAUGAAGACCGGACCCGCUCAGUGAUGUGAGUGCCGAGGUUCAGAGCCAGAGUUUGUCUUUAAAUUGGCACCCUGUUUGUGCAGCAGCGCAGUCCGUCAAAUGCCAUUGCUCUAGUGCCGGGCCUGUCGCUGUGUCUGGUGUCAUGACUUCAACCACGACUCUUGUCGUUCAACGGAUUGAUCCACAAGUCACACAUGCAAAAUUAGAAACUGAAGCUGGCCCUCUUGGUAAUAUGAG